AUGCCGAACCUCUCCAUUCGCAACCUGACCAUCCACCCGCUGGAGCUCGUCUCCGCCGAGCGCUUCGCCGCCGAGCGCGUCAAGACGGUGGGCAUGCUGUCGAGCAUUGGCAGCGCCGUCAGCAACUUUCUAAACGCUACCGAGAGCUUCUCGUCGGAGCUGCGGGUCAGGGAGGACGCGGUCGGCAGCGACCGCCGCGACGUGUCGUUUACCGCCGACGCCUUCCAGACGGCCGAGACGGACGUGGCUGCCGCGGAGUCGGGCGCGGAAGUGGUGCGACUGACGUUUCGGACCGAGGAGCACCAGUACGAGACGGACGUGCCGAGCCCGUCGUCCAGAUCGGCUGUGAUGCGCAAGCUCGACGAUGGGCCGCACGACCUCACCGUCGUCUACGUUCCCAGGGAAGGGCUCGUCGCCGUGUACUCGUCGGCGCGGCUCGACGGCUGGAUGGGCGAGCUGCGCGACGAGUGGCCGCUGCCGUCGCUGUCGCUGCCCGGCACGCACAACUCGCCCACGUGCUACAAGGCGCUGCCGUCGGUGCGGUGCCAGGCCGUUGGCGUGCCGGAGCAGCUGCAAAACGGCGUGCGCUUCCUGGACAUUCGCGUCUCCGCGAGCAAGGACGACGACCGGCUCGCGCUCGUCCACAGCGUCUUCCCCAUUUCGCUGACGGGCACAAAGUGGUUCGGCGACAUGCUCGAGGACGUGUACCGGUUCCUCGACGAGCACGCCAGCGAGACGGUCAUCAUCAGCCUCAAGCGCGAGGGCACGGGGAAAGGAUCAGACAGCGAUCUCGGCCGGUACCUCAAGGACGGCUACGUCGGCAAGCGCCCGGACAAGUGGUACACGGAGCCGCACGUGCCGACGCUCGGGCAAGUGCGCGGCAAGAUUGUGCUGAUGCGCCGCUUCGGCAUCGACGACGACCUCAAGGGCGAGUGGGACGGCCAGGGCUGGGGCCUCGACGCGUCGGCGUGGCCCGACAACUGCGAGGACGGCCAGGCCGGCAGCUGCGCCAUUCGCGUGCAAGAUUUUUACGAAGUCUCCGAGAGCAACAACAUUGACAAAAAAGUCAGCUACAGCCACGGCCACCUCGAGCGCGCCGGCGAGCACUCGUUUCUGCUCCCCGGCAUGGACGGCUACGACGAGGGCGCCGCCAAGCCGCCCUUUUACGUCAACUUUUUGAGCGCCAGCAAUUUCUUCAACGCCACCUGCUGGCCGGAGCGCAUCGCCGCAAAGGUCAACCCGCGCGUCGUCGACUAUCUCUGCACGAGUCACGGCGUCGAGGGCAAGGGCCCCAACGGCCUGGGCAUCGGCUCGGCUGGCGCGGGCAUCGUUGUCACGGACUGGGUCGGCGCCAAUGGCGACUGGGACUUGAUCCGCUGCAUUGUCGGCAUGAAUGCCCGUCUACAGAUUCACGGCUAG
Molecule: messenger RNA, 1419 nt
Organism: Beauveria bassiana ARSEF 2860
Lineage: Eukaryota; Fungi; Ascomycota; Sordariomycetes; Hypocreales; Cordycipitaceae
Product: phosphatidylinositol-specific phospholipase C
Exons: 1
Coding region: 1-1419 (472 amino acids)
Biological process (GO): lipid metabolic process
Molecular function (GO): phosphoric diester hydrolase activity
Source: RefSeq, a predicted model, not a curated record